CAUCAUGCAGGCAAUCGCUGCUCUGCUUCUUAUUUGGCUUGCAAAUGUUGCAAUUUCAUCCAACACCCCAGUUUGUAAAAAUGGAUUCACACUAAUUAACAACAAGUGUUUGCGUCUUUUCUACGAAGAAGUAAUCCACAGAGAUGCUGAAUUAUCAUGCAGAAACUAUGGUGCAACACUUGUUACGGUCAAGAAUGCUCAAGAUAAUCAAGAUGUUGCUACUAUUGCUGGGAGUGCUAAACUUAUUUGGCUCGGCCUGUCUUGUUUUGAAGAUAGUUUUGGAAAAUGUUUCUGGGAUGAUGCAUCCGGCUCGGCAAACAGCUACAACAGUUUUUCUGGGGGUUAUCCUAACGUCCAAGUUGGACAAUGUGUGUAUUAUUCUACGCAGGGAGUGUUAGCUGGAAAAUGGAUCAGUGAGGAUUGUGAACGCUAUCGCAUGCCUUACAUUUGUGAGCUACCAACAACCUACCAGGAUAGCUGUUCUUACAACUACAACGGGUACUGCUACACAUUCAGCUCGACUGCCGUACCAUUUGUCACUGCACAGAAAAUAUGUGAACUAAGCUGUGGAAACCUUGUGUCUAUACAUUCUCCGAAUGAACUUCAGUAUAUUGUUAACUUUGCUCCAUUUGUGGACGACGGUUACUUUAUUGGAGCGACAUGGAAAAAUAACUACAGCCUCAGUUGGCUGGAUGAUUCUCCGUGGGACUACGAUAGAAUUGAUCCAUCAUUUUCAGUUAAAGUUGGCUAUUGCUUUACGAUAUACACUGGUGUGGGCUCUAAAAUCACUGGUUCCUGGUACAGCGUUGACAAUUGGGAAAUUCCUAAUCAGUAUAUAUGCAAGAUACCUGCUGGUGUUCCAUGCUCGCCUGCACCACCAGUAACUCCCACACCAAACUUAUCAAAUUGCAACGGACCGCGAAUGAUGUAUUCAGGAGUUUUCACCUCUCCAAAUUAUCCAAAUAACUACGAUAACAACGAGGAUUGCACUUACCUUAUUUCCACAUUGGGGCCCUACGGAAUAUUUUUGUUCAUUGCACCAUUUAGUACGGAACACAAGUAUGAUGUUGUGACCAUUUACGAUGGCCCAACAACAAGCCACAAAGUUUUGGCUCAUUUAAGCGGAGAAAUUGGUAUUUCUAUGAUGACUUCAAGUGGAAACAGUUUGCUUGUAACCUUUAAGUCGGAUAAAACAAACACUUUUUCUGGAUUUAGCGCGAGAUUUUACUCUACUCGAUUGAUAAAUGAUUAAGAUUUGUGUUUGAUACGUGCAAAUCUAUCAACGAUUGUUCAAUAAAUUUUUUGAAAAUGG
Molecule: messenger RNA, 1312 nt
Organism: Caenorhabditis elegans
Lineage: Eukaryota; Metazoa; Nematoda; Chromadorea; Rhabditida; Rhabditidae
Gene: clec-10
Product: C-type LECtin
Molecular function (GO): carbohydrate binding
Source: RefSeq, marked reviewed